UUGGCCGCGGCGACCCCUCUCCUGUGGCGCGUCCCCCGCGCUUGGUACAGUCCAGCCCGUCUCCCCCGAAGCCGCGCGCCCGCGCCCCUCAGUCGGUGGAGCCCGCAGCCCCCCGUGCGGCCCGUGGCAACCCCCAGCCCGCUCGGUCCGCUCCCGCUAUGGUCCGUCCGCGCCGCGCUCCGCACCGCUCCGGCGCUGGGGGCCCCCUCGGGGGUCGCGGCCGCCCCCCGCGGCCCCUCACGGUGCGCGCCGCCCGCUCGCGCUCCUGGCCCGCCAGCCCCCGCGGCCCGCAGCCGCCGCGGAUCCGGGCCCGCUCGGCCCCUCCCAUGCAAGGUGCUCGGGUCUUCGGCGCCUUGGGUCCCAUCGGGCCCUCCUCUCCUGGGCUCGCCCUCGGGGGCCUGGCCGUAGGUGAGCACCGGCUCAGCAACAAGCUGCUGGCCUGGAGUGGCGUCCUCGAGUGGCAGGAGAAGCGCAGACCCUACUCCGACUCUACUGCAAAGCUGAAGCGAGCCCUCCCCUGCCAGGCCUACGUGAAUCAGGGCGAGAACCUGGAGACGGACCAGUGGCCCCAGAAGCUGAUCAUGCAGCUCAUCCCGCAGCAGCUGCUGACCACCCUGGGCCCCCUGUUCCGCAACUCCCAGCUGGCGCAAUUCCACUUCACCAACAGAGACUGCGACUCUCUCAAGGGGCUCUGCCGCGUGAUGGGCAACGGCUUCGGUGGGGCCCGGGCCCCUGACCACAGAUUGCCCAGGAGGGGAGACAUGGAGAUGCCCAGUCACCUCCUCUUGCAACAUGUUUUGGUCUCCGGCUUCUCUUUGGUGUGGACUUUGAGGACAGAGCAGCCUCAGAAAAAGAUCUUCAUGGGCCUCAUCCCUUAUGACCAGAGCGGCUUCGUCAAUGCCAUCCGGCAGGUUAUCACCACGCGCAAACAGGCAGUGGGCCCUGGUGGUGUCGCGGGCCCGGUGCAGAUCGUCAACAACAAGUUCCUAGCGUGGAGUGGAGUCAUGGAGUGGCAAGAGCCCAGGCCUGAGCCCAACAGUCGGUCCAAGAGGUGGCUGCCAUCACAUGUCUACGUGAACCAAGGGGAGAUCCUGAGGACUGAGCAGUGGCCAAGGAAGCUGUACAUGCAGCUCAUCCCACAGCAGCUGCUGACCACCCUGGUACCACUGUUUCGGAACUCGCGCCUGGUCCAGUUCCACUUCACCAAGGACCUGGAGACGCUGAAGAGCCUGUGCCGGAUCAUGGACAAUGGCUUUGCCGGCUGCGUGCACUUUUCCUACAAGGCAUCGUGCGAGGUGCGCGUGCUCAUGCUCCUGUACUCGUCAGAGAAGAAGAUCUUCAUCGGCCUCAUCCCCCAUGACCAGAGCAACUUCGUCAACGGCAUCCGGCGUGUCAUCGCCAACCAGCAGCAGGUCCUGCAGCGGAACCUGGAGCAGGAGCAGCAGCAGCGCGGGAUGGGGGGGUAGUGGCCACCCCCAGGCUGGGCCCCUCCAGGAGUCACAGACGAGGCCCCCGCCAAAACUGGAGGUGAUGAAGCUGUGGUUUCCAGGCUGGGAUUGGAGGGCCCAUGGGGUGCUGGGAGGCCCUGUCCAGGCCCUCCCACUCUCCUCCUGCCCCCAGGUCAGAUGCUUCUGAGCAGGGGCCCCUGGGGAUGGCUACUGCCCAGCGAGAUGGAGGACAGCGUCCGGAGAGGUCUCCGCGGACGGUCCCCACCCCUGUACGUUUCCCCAAUAAAGUCUUUUAAAAGCCCGUUGGCCA
Messenger RNA from Canis lupus familiaris (dog), 1758 nucleotides. It is a transcript of the gene PTOV1, whose product is annotated as PTOV1 extended AT-hook containing adaptor protein. The transcript is spliced from 14 exons. Gene Ontology annotation, cellular component: transcription regulator complex. The record is from RefSeq and is a predicted model, not a curated record. Lineage: Eukaryota; Metazoa; Chordata; Mammalia; Carnivora; Canidae. The coding region runs from base 159 to 1466 and encodes 435 amino acids. Gene Ontology annotation, biological process: positive regulation of transcription by RNA polymerase II.